Molecule: messenger RNA, 912 nt
Organism: Mus caroli (Ryukyu mouse)
Lineage: Eukaryota; Metazoa; Chordata; Mammalia; Rodentia; Muridae
Gene: Cenph
Product: centromere protein H
Biological process (GO): kinetochore assembly; chromosome segregation; mitotic spindle organization
Cellular component (GO): kinetochore; nucleus
Molecular function (GO): kinetochore binding
Source: RefSeq, a predicted model, not a curated record
ACCUUUCCGGGAGGGUAGGAACUUCCGGAAACCAAUUUCGCGGCGGGAAGAACAGCUGGGUUAUAUUCUGUGGCGAUCAAACCUGCGGCCUGUGCAAUGGAGGAGCAGCCGCCGGAGAGGUCUGAGGCCGGGGCUGAGGCCUGCGGAGAGAAGCGGGGUCUGUCGCAGGCCGCGGAGGAGAGCAUCGAGGACCGCAUCAGCCUGCUGCUCAGGCUGAGAGCUCAGACAAAACAACAGCUCUUAGAAUAUAAGUCCAUGGUCGACACAAAUGAAGAAAAAACUCCAGAACAGAUUGUGCAAGAAAAACAGAUCGAAGUUAAAAUUGAAGACCUGGAGAAUGAAAUUGAAGAUGUAAAAAGUAAUAUUGAAAUGAAAAGUCUUGCACUGAGCAGGAUGAAACUUUCAGUUGCACUUCGGGAUAACAUGGAGAACAUGGGACCUGAGAAUUGUGUGCUCACGGAUGACAUGAAGCACAUAUUAAAGCUACAAAAGUUAAUAAUGAAGUCCAAGGAGGAGUCUUCAGAACUGGAGAAAAAGCUGCUUGAUGUCAGAAAGAAGAGACUACAACUAAAGCAAGCUUCAAGAAGUAAGCUUUUAGAAAUACAAACCGAGAAGAACAAACAGAAAGAGGAUGUCGACAAGAUGGAGAAUUCUGAAACGAUAAAGACCAUGAAAAAAAAACUACAGACGGAAAUAAAGAUCACUACAGUUGUUCAACAUACAUUCCAGGGCCUUAUUUUGGCGAGUAAAACCAACUGGGCAGAGGACCCUGCCCUCAGAGAGACAGUGCUGCAGCUGGAGAAGGACCUCACACGCUAUGAGAAGAAUCCCACAGUUUAAAAUUGGUUUUGUGGCCAAUCUGUCCUUAAAUAGCCGAGUUCAGGGGAAAUGUAAAUGGUGUUUUUGGAACCA